Zea mays is the source of this 2551-nucleotide messenger RNA. RefSeq lists its product as uncharacterized. Gene Ontology annotation, molecular function: ATP binding; protein kinase activity. The transcript has a single exon. Bases 71 to 2491 code for a protein of 806 amino acids. The record is from RefSeq and is marked validated. Gene Ontology annotation, biological process: protein phosphorylation. NCBI's taxonomy places the organism in Eukaryota, Viridiplantae, Streptophyta, Magnoliopsida, Poales, Poaceae.
UUCCUCGCGCCACAAUGGUCUACACAACCACCUCUCCCUCUUCUCCUCCCCGAGCCUCUCUCCCAAUCCAAUGUCUCCACCUCCACCUCGCCGCCACCUCCUGAGCCUCCUCGCUUUGGUCGCUUUCUUCCCACCGUUCCUCCUCGCCUCCUCCUCCUUCCCGCUUCCCACCAUCGCCAUAGCCGCCGUGAGCGCCAACACCAGCGCCUCCCCGCACAACCUCGCAUGCGCGCUCGUCCCCUUCGGGAACGGGACGGACUACAUGAUCUCCUGCGCCAGCGUCUCCAACCGCUCCGCCGAGCCCCACAUCUACUCUUACGGCGGCGCCGGCGGUGGAAGCACGCCGUUCUCCGCCGUCGUCGCCGGAGAUGGGUACCUCUGCUCUGCCGGACCGACUGUUUCCCCGCCGAUGGCCAUGCGGUGGUGGGACCUGACAGACAGCGAGGAGCCGUCCAAGCGGGUGUACUGGGGCAAGGCGCUGUCAGCGGUGUCCGGCGGCGGAGAGUACGUGUGCGGGCUCGUGGAGGAGAGGAUACAGUGCUGGAGGUGGUCUUCGGGGACGUUUCCGCAGAGCCUGCGGUUCUCGGCCGUAGCGGCGGGCGGCGGGUUCGUGUGCGGGCUGGCGAAAGACUCCGGCGAGGUGAAGUGUUUCGGCGGCCGAGAAGCCGUGGGGCGAGAGCCGAAGGGGAGCCAUGCCAUGCUCGCCGCGGGAGAGCGGCACGCGUGCGCGGUGAAGGCGGGGAGCGGUGAGGUUGUGUGCUGGGGUGAGGCGGCGGCGGUGGCGGCCGCGUCGCCGACGGUAGCGGGGCGUUCGGUUUCGUCGCUGGCGGUGGGAGACGCGAUCACGUGCGUGCUGUGGGGGAACUGGACGGUCGCGUGCUGGCCGCCGGAGGAGGCGGCGCCGCCGCAGCCGGUGGCGCAGCAGCAGUUUGUCGCGCUGGAGGCCAGGGGGAAGGUGGUCUGCGGGGUGCUCAUGUCCGACUACUCCCUCGUGUGCUGGGGCCCCGGCGUGUCGGGCGGGGUGAGCAAAGUGUUCGACCGCGUGCUGCCGGGCCCUUGCGCGCCGUGGACGUCGUGCACGUGCGGCGUCUGGUCGGGCUCCGCGCCUCUCUGUGGCGGCGGCACGGGAUACGCAGCCGUCUGCUACCCCUGCGGCUACAGUCCGCAGCUGAUGGUGUUGACGCCCCCUACUUCGGACUCGUCGGCGAGCUCUCACUCGAGGUGGACGAAGCGGCGGCCGAGCGACCUGGCGAUCGCGUUGAUCAGUGCCGGGAUCGGCUCGGGAGUGCUUGCCGCCAUCGCCGCGGUGGUGGCGGUCUACUGCCUUCGCCGGCGACGGAGCGGCGCCUCUCAGGACCCUGGGCGCAUCCACGCCGAGCCAAUUGGUCCGGCGCCGCGCGUGGAGCGGCGGCUCAGCGCGCUGCUCUCCAAGGGCCCGAACACGACGGUGGAGCAGUUCCCGCUGGUGGCGCUCCGGGGCGCCACGGACGGCUUCUCCCCGUCCCACCGCAUCGGGUCCGGCAGCUUCGGCGUGGUGUACCGCGCGUGCCUCCCCGACGGCCGCGAGGUGGCCAUCAAGCGCGCGGAGCGCCGCGGCCCCGUCGCGGAGUCCUCCUCCGUGGCCGCGCGGCGCGCCAACAACCACGAGGUGGCAUUCGUCGCGGAGCUGACGCUCCUCUCCCGCGUGAACCACAAGAACCUCGUCCGGCUCCUCGGCUUCUGCGCCGACGGCGGCGAGCGCAUCCUCGUGUACGAGUACAUGCCCAACGGCACCCUCCACGACCACCUCCACAAGCGGGCGGCGCCGCUCUCCCCGCCGCUGGCGUCGUGGCCGGCGCGCCUCCGCCUGGCGCUGGGCGCCGCGCGCGGCAUCGAGUACAUGCACACCUACGCCGUGCCGCCCAUCAUCCACCGCGACAUCAAGUCCCCCAACAUCCUCCUCGACGACGCCUGGACCGCCAAGGUGUCCGACUUCGGGCUCUCGCUGCUCAUCAACGACCUGAGCAGCAGCGGCGGCGGCAACGGAUGCAAUGCCGCCGCCGCCGACGACGAGCCGUGCAUGACGGCCGGCACGGUGGGGUACAUGGACCCGGAGUACUACCGGCUGCAGCACCUGACGGACAAGAGCGACGUGUACAGCUUCGGCGUGGUGCUCCUGGAGCUGCUCUCCGGGUGCAAGGUGAUCCAGCGGUUCGAGGGCAGCGGCACGCCCAAGAACGUGGUGGACGUGACCGUGCCGCACAUCGAGGCGGACCGCGUGCACCGGGUGCUCGACGCGCGGCUCCCGCUUCCGACGCCGGCGGAGAUGGAGGCCGUCGCCUACGUCGGGUACCUGGCCUCGGACUGCGUGCGGCCCGCGGGGCGCGACCGGCCCACCAUGAGCGAGGUGGUCGGCGUGCUCGAGCGUGCCGUGGCGGCGUGCGAGGAGCACGACGAUGGGGGCGGCGAGGCAGUGCUGUCGCGGUCGUGCACCGAUGGGUCCACUGCGUGACGUGGCACCCGCGCGAGGGCAUUGCUUGGGUGGAUGGAGUCUCUGGUGGCGACAACACGA